Pungitius pungitius (ninespine stickleback) is the source of this 3756-nucleotide messenger RNA. It is a transcript of the gene hspa12b, whose product is annotated as heat shock protein 12B. The transcript has 14 exons. The record is from RefSeq and is a predicted model, not a curated record. NCBI's taxonomy places the organism in Eukaryota, Metazoa, Chordata, Actinopteri, Perciformes, Gasterosteidae. Bases 357 to 2417 code for a protein of 686 amino acids.
CCACUCUUCCAAACUGUGUGUGCAUGUGUGUGUGUGUGUGUGUGUGUGGGUCACCACUCACAUUCCUGCGUUGAGCCAAGAGGCAGCGAGUUCAGCUGCAGAGAGUCAGAAUUACAAAUCCAACUUACAGCUUUAAGAUGGAAAGUUCCACUUUUCUCAAAGAAGAAGAAGAAGAAGGAAAAUAGUUAUUUCUCUUUUUCAGUGCAUCCUACCCACCUCUUGUUUCCUCCUGCUCUUUCUCCUCCAUCUCCCUCCCUUGCUCCAAACCUUGGACUCUGGCGCCGGGGAAUCCCUUUAGAGAGGUGAAAACUGAACAAGGAGCAUCAGCACACAAAGAAAACCUGGCUCCUGUAAAGAUGGCUGACAUGUUGCAGCCAGACCUGCAGCUACCUGGUGAUCGCUUAUCAGCCCCUUCAUCGCCUGCCAGAGCUAGAAAUGACUGUGGCAUCACACCCCUCACCCCCUCACCGUCACCGAUGGUGGAGGUCAAACCCAGGAUGUUGCGUCCAUUCUCAGUUGUCGUGGCGAUAGACUUUGGGACGACCUCCAGCGGCUACGCGUUCAGCUUCACAGAGGACUCAGACGCCAUUCACAUGAUGAAGCGCUGGGAAGGUGGCGACCCUGGGGUGGCCAAUCAGAAGAGUCCGACUUGUCUGCUGCUGACUCCUGAUUUGCGGUUCCACAGUUUUGGGUUUGCGGCCCGGGACUUCUACCACGACCUGGACCCAGAGGAGGCCCGCCACUGGCUGUACUUCGAUAAGUUCAAGAUGAAGAUCCACAGCACAAGUGACCUCACCAUGGAGACAGAGCUGGAGGCGGUCAACGGGCGGCGGGUCAGAGCCAUCGAGGUUUUCAGUCAUGCCCUGCACUUCUUCAGGGAACACGCUCUAAAGGAGGUGAAGGACCAGUCGUCAUCCGUGCUGGAGGGAGAAGACGUCCGAUGGGUUAUCACCGUCCCCGCUGUGUGGAGACAACCUGCCAAACAGUUCAUGAGAGAGGCCGCUUACCUGGCCGGUCUGGUGUCCCCCGACUGUCCUGAGCAGCUCCUCAUCGCACUGGAGCCCGAAGCUGCGUCCAUUUACUGCCGUAAGCUCCGCCUCCACCAGGUGCUUGACCUGAGCUUGCAGCCGAUCACGAAUGGCUUUGAUCUGGAAGGGUCCCGGCCCUUGGACUCCAGCUUUAGACAAGCGAGGGAGCAGCUGAGGCGAUCCAGACACAGCAGGACCUUCCUGGUGGAGAGUGGAACCGGAGAGCUGUGGUCUGAGCUACAGACUGGUGACAGGUACAUUGUCGCAGACUGCGGAGGAGGAACAGUUGACCUGACAGUCCAUCAAAUCGAGCAGCCACAGGGAACCCUCAAAGAGCUCUACAAGGCUUCAGGCGGUCCGCACGGCGCCGUGGGAGUAGACCUGGCCUUCGAAGCCAUGCUGUGCCAGAUCUUCGGCGAGGACUUCAUCCUGAGCUUCAAGGCCAAGCGGCCCGCGGCCUGGGUGGACCUCACCAUCGCGUUCGAGGCGAGGAAACGGACGGCGGCGCCGGGCAGGGCCAACGCCCUCAACAUCUCCCUGCCCUUCUCCUUCAUCGACUUCUACAAGAGGCACAAGGGGCAGAGCGUGGAGGCCGCCCUGAGGAGGAGCAAUAUGAACAUCGUGAAGUGGUCGUCCCAGGGGAUGUUGCGGCUGACGCAGGAAGCCAUGAACGAGCUCUUCCAGCCCACCAUCAUCAAUAUCGUCAAACACAUUGAGGAGCUGAUGGCAAAGCCGGAGGUGCGCGGCGUGCGUUUCCUCUUCCUGGUGGGCGGGUUCGCCGAGUCGCCCAUGCUGCAGAGAGCCGUCCAGAGGGCGGUGGGGCGGACGUGUCGCAUCAUCAUCCCCCACGACGUCGGGCUGACCAUACUGAAGGGCGCCGUGCUCUUCGGCCUGGAUCCCACCGUGGUCCGCGUGCGUCGGUGCCCCCUGAUCUACGGCGUCGGCGUCUUGAACCGCUUCGUGGAGGGGCGCCACCCUCGCGACAAGCUCCUCGUCAAGGAGGGCCGCGAGUGGUGCACCGACAUCCUCGACCGCUUCGUGUGCGUCGACCAGUCGGUGGCCCUGGGCGAGGUGGUGAGGCGGAGCUACACGCCCGCUCGCCUGGGCCAGCGGAAGAUCAUCAUCAACAUCUACUGCAGCUCGGCGGAGGACGCCGCCUACAUCACCGACCCCGGGGUCAGGAAGUGCGGGACGAUAACUUUGGACCUACCGGAACCGCUCCCAGUGCCGGGGGGAGCGAGGGGGGGAGGAGGAGGAGGAGGGGCGGGCCCAGAGAGGAGAGAGAUCAGGGCGACCAUGCAAUUCGGAGACACGGAGAUCAAAGUGGCGGCCGUGGACGUCAUGUCUAACCGCUCCGUCCGGGCUUCCAUAGACUUCCUGUCCAACUGAGGAGGAGCAGGAAGGAGAGACGAGGAUUGGAGAAACAUUAGGGGAGAAAAAAAAAACUGAUUCUAGGGAUGAUAACUGUAGAGGAAAGAAAAAGCGGUACUUUGGGGCGUCGGCUUUGCGAUCGAAGAAGAAAACUGUCAUCCUGUAAUGCCGACAUUUAUGCUUCACGUUUGUUCAUCAGAGUAGUAAAAAAAAAGAUUAACUCUGUGACUUAAAAAAAGAAAACGUGUCAGCAUCUUCUCAACCGAAGAGGAGGGCACCCUCAGUAUCUCCAACAAAGGAAGACGCCACCCAGUGUCACGUCACGCCACAUGCACUCGUCACUGGCAUUUCCUGCCCAGAAAUGAUUCAGAAGAACACAUUUUUACGAAGAGCUAAUGCCAGCAGGUGGCCGAGAUGCAAAGAUAGCUUCUAAUAUCCCCCCCUUUCCGUGGUGUACUUCAGCUAUUAAACUACCUAGAGUGAGAAUCACUCAUCUUAUUAGUUAAACAUGGUGACUGCUGCCUCCCCCCCCCCUAAUGCAAUGAACUAUAGGAUGUCUCACAGCAUCAAUUCAAUCCUAUUUCACUCUUUAUUUACAGAUAUGGAUAGAACCAAGUUUUCUGCAGGCAAGUUUCUCCCCCGUGAAUAUGAUUGUGCUCGACCUGGUGGCGAAAAGACUGAACUGCCUGCAGGCUGUGGGUCAAAGGGCCUAUUUAAAUUCUUAGCAGGAAAAACACUGGGAAGGGACAUGGCAUUAUAGCAGAGUUUGCUAAUUUCUCAUAGAGUACGUCACCAUUCAGGUGUAAUGUUUGGGGUGGUUCAUUGUAAAUCAGGGCAAGAGCACCAUUCGUAUAAUAAGCUAUUUUACCAAUACUUCGUUAUUCAUAUACAAUGGGAGUGGACUUCCCGCUGCAUGCUUGUCUCUCCCAGCAGAUGGAGUGCGCUCCGUUAUUAUGGAGGAUGGCUCAGAUGUUAAUCAACUGAGGAAGACCGGUUGGAUGCAUUUAAAAUGGAAUGGUAUUCUUUUGUCUAGUUAUGGUUUUGCUUUAACUCCCGUAGGGGCUUUCAUUUUCACACUUUAACAGAUACUGUAAUCACAUUUAAAGCCUGUUUUUGUUGUGUAUGUUGUAAUAAACUGCAUUCGUGUUAAGAUUAUCAGCCACUGUAUCAUGUUCAUAAACCAUGCUACUCCUGUGCAAGUUGCAAAUUGAUAAGAUUAUUCUCAUGUGAUUCACAGCCUUACGUUAAUAUGAAUGUAUUAUUUAACAGCAAUACUAUAUAAUUUCAAGACCACUAGGUUUGAAAACCAUCUAUUCCUCCUCCCUCCUUCGGCAGAUAAUACACAUGGUAACAGUCA